Molecule: messenger RNA, 639 nt
Organism: Pseudopipra pipra
Lineage: Eukaryota; Metazoa; Chordata; Aves; Passeriformes; Pipridae
Product: collagen, type I, alpha 1a-like
Exons: 2
Coding region: 1-639 (212 amino acids)
Molecular function (GO): glycosyltransferase activity
Source: RefSeq, a predicted model, not a curated record
AUGGCCCGGCGGUGCUCACGGACGCGCUGCCGGGGCGCCGCGGCGGCUCCUCCGGCCCGGGGACCGCGGGGACAGCGGGGAGCGCGGGGACAGCGAGCGGGCACGGGCAGCUCCGCCCCGGCACGGACACACACGGCGGCCCGCGGCCCUCACCUGAACAGCGGGACACCUCGGAGCGCCGGCCCCGCCGCCUGCGGUGACCGGACGGAAGUGGCGGCGCUGUCCCGCCCCCGGGUCGCGCAUGCCCCGCGGAGCGAGGCUCCCGCCCCGAUGCCGGAGGCGGUGCGGCUCCGCAAGCGCCGCUCGGUGCUGUACGGCUCCCCCGGCGGGGCCGCCGCGCAGCGAGGCGCCGGUGUCGCCGCGCCCGCACCGCUGCUGGCGCUCGCCGUGGCGCUACGGGCGCUCAACUGCGUCCUCGUCCGGACCAGCUUCGUCCCGGACGAGUACUGGCAGUCGCUGGAGGUGGCGCAUCACAUGGUCUUCAAAUAUCCUUCGCGGGCCGCGGCCUCCGCGCUCCCGGCAUCGUUCCCCGCGGGACGGAGGGGACGCGGCCCCCGCGGUGCUGGGAGCGGGGGAGAGCUCGGGGACAGGUUUCCAGGCUCGGGGACAGGUUUCCGCGGCAGUGAAGUGUUGGCUUGA